Molecule: messenger RNA, 1045 nt
Organism: Carica papaya (papaya)
Lineage: Eukaryota; Viridiplantae; Streptophyta; Magnoliopsida; Brassicales; Caricaceae
Source: RefSeq, a predicted model, not a curated record
AUGAGACUCCUUCUCUUUUAUGGUACCAGGAUGUUGGCUUGUGGUUAGAAGAGAUAAACUUAGGUAGCUACCGCCAGAUUUUCAAAGAAAAUGGUGUCAAUGGAGAGUAUCUAGAAGGCAUGUCCAUGUUCACUACUGAACAGAUUCUUCGGUUCAUAAGGCGGUGCCAUAUGAAAUGGGGAGACUUCAUCACACUGUGUAAAGAACUCAGAAGAAUAAAAGGUCCUCUCUCUCUCUCUCUCUCAUAUGGCCUCAGCUGUUGUGUAUUUGUAAAAUGCUUGCUGCUCCCUCACAGGAAUUAGUUAGCUUCUUAACUGUUGUUCUUUGAGCUAGAAAAUCAUGUUUUUGUAAACCUAUGCUUAGUAUGCUUGCAUGGGUGUUUUGGUCCAGAACCAUUGGUGGGAACAUCUAUAAAAAUGAACCUCUGAUGUUUGAACUACAGUAAAUUCAGACAAGGUCAAAGAAUACUUGCACUACUACCUAACUUUUUCUUAUGAAAAGGGCAACAUUUAAUCUAUGAGAAGUUGAUACACGAAUCUUCUAUUUUCUCGAAGACAGAAAAGAGGAAAGGGAAAAAAGAAGAGGAAAUAUGCAGAUUUUCUUAUGCUUAUGAGGUACUUCUCCCCAGGGAGAGAGCCUGAUUGACAUUGUUGAUUCAUCAGCUAUUUAUGAAUAUUUAUUAUCUUACAUAUCAAGACAACAAUAAUGGUCUUCCAUACUCCAUUUGGUUGCAUGUCAGCUUGUGGGACAAUUCAAGCUGCUAUAUUUAUUAUUUGUCUGGUGACUGAACAAUUUGGGGGGUUGGGGGGGGGACUAUAUCAGAAUUUCCAGAUUGCAUUAUUUUCAUUACCUUCUUCUUUGUGCUAACAUGGGUCAUGGACAAAGCAGUUGUAUCUAAUUCCUUUUCUAAAACAGCAUUAGACUACGUAAAUUACUUGUUAUGUAGAUAGUUUAGUUUUCUAUAAGAUACUCCUUUCUCUACAGGAAAUUGCAUUGGUAGAUCCAUAUAUAUGUGACAUUGAAGACUUUUUUUUUUUUGGUGUAU